This is a messenger RNA of Pochonia chlamydosporia 170, 1035 nucleotides long. Its product is annotated as zinc-binding oxidoreductase CipB. The coding region runs from base 1 to 1035 and encodes 344 amino acids. Gene Ontology annotation, molecular function: oxidoreductase activity, acting on NAD(P)H. NCBI's taxonomy places the organism in Eukaryota, Fungi, Ascomycota, Sordariomycetes, Hypocreales, Clavicipitaceae. The record is from RefSeq and is a predicted model, not a curated record. The transcript is spliced from 6 exons.
AUGUCUCAAUCAGGAGUUACUGUUGAAAAGGCCGGCGCGCCGUUCACCGUCGUCAAUGACUUGCCUCGCUCGAGUCCUGGUGCCAAACAUGCUCUUGUGAAGUCUGUCUAUGUGGCACUCAACCCCGUCGAAACUGUGAUGCAGAAAUAUGGCGUCCUAGUCCAAGACUGGCCUGCUGUUCUCGGCUCCGAUUUCUGCGCCCAAGUCAUCGAGACGGGUCCCGAGUGUACAAAACUCAAGAAGGGCGAUUACGUCUACAGCGAGUGUCGACUUGGACAGAAGGCGUAUUCUCCAUUCCAGGAGACCUUUCUGGUAGAUGAGGACUAUGUGUUCAAGGUUGAGGGGGAGUUGACGCCCGCUCAGGCUUCUACCAUUGCUGUUGGGACGCUUACUUCUGCGUUUGGUAUCAUUGUUGGAGCGAAGGUUCCGCUGCCGGAGCCGGGGGCUAAGGUUGCCGAGAAGGACGAGUGGCUUAUUGUGCUUGGUGGAAGUGGUACUGUUGGACAUUAUGCCAUUCAGAUUGGUCGCCUGUGCGGAUACAAGGUCGCGGCAUCGUGCUCGCCGUCCAACAAAUCGGUUGUUUUGAAACUUGGCGCCCAAGCCGCCAUCAAUAACCGUGGCACACCCGAGGAACAGGCCGCUGAAGUUCAAUCCAUCACUGGCGGCAAAUACUCCAUCGUGUUCGAUGCCAGCGCUCUAUCGAAUAAGGCUGCAGCCAAGAUGCUUGAAGCGUCAACCGCGAGUCCUAAAUACUAUACUACGUCCGAGGCAAACCACUAUGAUAUGCCAGACGGCGUCACCUCGUACUACGUCCUGAUCGGUAAACUGGGCCAGGAUGACGACUUGGGCAAGCAUGUGAGCGAAGAAACUAAGAAGAUGAUUCCGUCGCUGCAGGGACAUGUGGCGAGCGGUGUGCUUACUCCGUUGGAGUACGACGUCUACAACGGAACUGGGUUCGAAAGCCUUGCCACGGCUCUGACUGACUUUGGCGAGGGUAAGAUCAAGGGGAAGAUUGUGAUCCGUCUACAGGAUUAG